This is a messenger RNA of Nematostella vectensis (starlet sea anemone), 1421 nucleotides long. RefSeq lists its product as uncharacterized. The record is from RefSeq and is a predicted model, not a curated record. Gene Ontology annotation, molecular function: S-adenosylmethionine-dependent methyltransferase activity. Lineage: Eukaryota; Metazoa; Cnidaria; Anthozoa; Actiniaria; Edwardsiidae. The transcript has 6 exons. The coding region runs from base 159 to 1067 and encodes 302 amino acids.
AAUUCUUGUAUUGCGUGCAAUUUCCAUCCAAAACACAUUAAGAUUUCAGGGAAGCAUAAAGCCAAUCUUAACAAAACACCCCCAUUUAGAAUUUGAUUUUUUUUCCAUCGCAUUACUUUUCUUCACAGUGUUUGAAGGGUUGGUUGAGGCAAAUAACAAUGGUGAAAGGAUCUCAAGUCGUGCUUCCUGUACAUCGAGAGCUACAUAACAAGGCAGUGCGGGCAUUCAAGAAGGCAGAUAGCUACCAUCUGAUUCGGCCAAAGUACACACCCGAGGCGACGGAAUACUUACUGCAACUGACAGGAAUCCUCACAUCUGACCACAAGGUCGCAUCCAACAAACCGCUGACCAUCCUUGAGAUCGGAUGCGGCACGGGACUUCUCACGGACACGCUGACCAAGGUACUCAAGGGCGCAGAUAAUGUCAAAAUCAUGGCAGCGGAUCCGCUUGAGAGCAUGCGCGAAGUGUUUCAGAAAAAACUUCAAGGAGUUCAUGAACAACAGCUCCAGCCCAAAGCUCGAGUUCCAUGCCUGCGUCGCCGAGAAACUGCUUUCUUUGGGGAUUUGACUGAUAAAUCGUUUCCGGAUGAGAGUAUAGACCUGAUUGUGGCCGGCGCGAGCUACCAUUGGUUCGCGAAUCAGGAGGCGUAUCGCGAGAUUGCGCGUGUGUUGGUUCCACAUGGAAAGAUAGGGUACAUCACGAAUCUACCGAAUGAGUUCAGCGGGCCCGUUUGGUGCCAGGAGUUGUGGAAGUUACUGUGGGAGGCUUACAAACACUCCAAUGUGUCAUCCGAGCGCGCCGACUUGUGGAGAAACGAGAUGAAAAAAAGUGGCCUCUUUACGGAUGUGGUGGAUGACUACACAAAGACUAAUUUUGAGGAGUGUGAUAUGGAGACUUGCAUCAACUCAUUCACCUCUUACAGCAUGGUCCAGGCAGGUUCGGACGAGGUCAGACGAAACUUUGAGGAAGGCUUUCGCCAGGUCAUGCACGAGCAUUUUACUGCAAAAGGCAUAGAAUUCACAGGAAUUCCGUACCAAGUAGACAUCCACUACUGCCAAAAGAAGUGAUGUGGGAAUAGCCAAACACAUCUUGGUUGAUAUAUGAUGAUUAUUAACCGUGUCUUAAUUUUUUCUACUAUUUGCACAUUGUUUUAUGCAAUAUAUCUUCACUUUCAAAAAUAAAAAUCUGCACAUUUCAACGUAAAUAAAAUUUUCAAAGAAACAUAUAUAUAUAUAAGGAUAUAAGUAUAUAAGGAUAAAAAGGGCAUUCUUUGUCUUCUUUUGGCUCGUAAAUGUUUUUGUUAGCAUAAGCAGUUUGAAAUUAGAACUGGGAAUAAUCAACUACUAAACAUUCUACAUAAGAGCCAGCCCAAUUAGUGAUAAAGUAUAGAAUGUAAUAUUAAAAUCAUCCAUUAUUCCCUA